Laccaria bicolor S238N-H82 is the source of this 1147-nucleotide messenger RNA. RefSeq names its product ADP/ATP carrier protein. The transcript is spliced from 9 exons. Gene Ontology annotation, cellular component: mitochondrial inner membrane. Lineage: Eukaryota; Fungi; Basidiomycota; Agaricomycetes; Agaricales; Hydnangiaceae. Gene Ontology annotation, molecular function: ATP:ADP antiporter activity. The coding region runs from base 53 to 991 and encodes 312 amino acids. Gene Ontology annotation, biological process: mitochondrial ADP transmembrane transport; mitochondrial ATP transmembrane transport. The record is from RefSeq and is a predicted model, not a curated record.
CCUUCUCUCCGUUCUUCCACCUCCACUCACUCCUCUCCUCUCUCAAAAAAAAAUGGCCGAAACUAAGAAGGUCAAGAGCCCUCAAGACUUCGCUGUCGAUUUCUUGAUGGGUGGUGUCUCCGCUGCUGUUGCCAAAACCAGCGCUGCGCCCAUUGAGCGUAUCAAGCUCCUUGUCCAGAACCAGGAUGAAAUGAUCAAGCAAGGUCGGCUAGCUACCCCCUACAAGGGUGUCGGCGAUGCUUUCGCCCGCACAUACCGUGAAGAGGGCCUUGUUUCGCUCUGGAGAGGAAACACCGCCAACGUCAUUAGAUACUUCCCCACCCAGGCUCUCAACUUUGCCUUCAAGGACUACUUCAAGUCCUUGUUUGGUUUCAAGAAGAAUGAUGGGUACUGGAAGUGGUUUGCUGGCAAUGUCGCCUCUGGUGGUGCCGCUGGUGCCUCCUCCCUUCUCUUCGUCUACUCUUUGGAUUACGCCCGUACUCGCCUCGCCAACGAUGCGAAGUCAGCGAAGGGUGGAGGUGCUCGUCAAUUCAACGGCUUGGUUGACGUUUACAAGAAGACCCUUGCCUCCGAUGGUCUUGCCGGUCUUUACCGUGGUUUCGUCCCAUCGGUUGUUGGUAUCAUCGUCUACCGUGGUCUCUACUUUGGUGUCUACGAUUCUCUCAAGCCCGUUGUUCUCGUCGGUGCUCUUGAAGGUUCAUUCCUGGCUUCAUUCGGUCUUGGUUGGGGUGUUACCAUUGGUGCUGGUCUUGCGUCAUAUCCUUUGGACACUAUCCGUCGUCGCAUGAUGAUGACCUCUGGCUCCGGUGUUAACUACAAAUCCAUGUUUGAUGCUGGCUCACAGAUCGUCGCCAAGGAGGGUAUGAAGUCCCUCUUCAAGGGUGCUGGUGCUAACAUUCUCCGUGGUGUUGCUGGUGCUGGUGUGCUGUCCCUGUACGACAAACUGCAACAAAUUAUGUUCGGCAAGGUUUACUCUGGAGGAUCUGGUUAAAUACUUGAUUAGACAUGUAUGCAUCAUACCUAUAGAGUCUCGUCUUUUUAUUUCCCUCUGUCGUUAUUUCCCGGGGUGUAUUCAUACCCUUGCAUCCGAAAGACAUGGUGGCACCUCUACAAUACACAAUUAGUAAAUUUAAUGCGUUCAUCGUUC